UAUCCUUCCCAGAGGUCUUGGCAUCCGAAACGAACUCAAGACAGAACCACAGUGCGCACUGACAAUCCCCUUCAAACCCCCAGCCAAAGGGGGACUAGUGUAUCUACCUAGACCUUUUCUAGCUGUAGGUCAAGUGAGGUCCCCACGUCCCGUUGCGUGCUUCGCUGCGACCUUUUUUUACUCUCACCCAAGCGCCACACACGGGUGCUGCGACCUCCUGUACAUACGGACAUAUAUUGGAUCAUACAUAGUAAGCCGGGACUUUCCCCAGGAGCUGGGCUUCUGGUCUCUCUGGAAGAUUUGCCGAAUCUCUGCACGUCUUCAUUGCCAUAAAAAAAAUCACCUCAAAUGUUGCCGCUCGCAUAGCGCAUCGCUGUACCGUCAACCUCUUUGGCGACCCAUCCCAUCCUCCAGAUCCUGAGGCGGACGCAGGUUCUCACGCUUUGCUGUAUUACCGGGGCAUCCGAGUGUUGCGAUCAUGGCGCCCUCGCGCAUCCAAAUCCCCGGAAGCGGUCCAAGGGAGACCUUGACGACGCCGACAGCGCAUAUGGCUACCACUACCCUGAGAGUGGACGGCAUGACUUGCGGCGCAUGUACCGCGGCUGUUGAAGCAGGCUUCAAGGGCGUCGACGGUGUUGGCAGUGUAUCUGUCAGCCUGGUGAUGGAACGAGCCGUGGUGAUGCACGAUCCUCAGCGCAUCUCCGCCGAUCAGAUUCGGGACAUCAUCGAAGACCGGGGCUUUGAUGCCGAAGUCCUGGCUACCGACCUGCCCUCCCCGAGAGUCUCCCACACGCCCUACGACGACUAUGUGGUUGAGGAGGAGGGGCCUCCGAUGAUGGUGACAACGGUGGGAAUUGAGGGGAUGACUUGUGGCGCGUGUACAUCAGCAGUUGAAGGGGGAUUCAAGGACGUGUCCGGAAUCAAGCAUUUCAGCCUCUCGUUGCUCGCAGAACGAGCUGUGGUCGAGCAUGAUCCAGCCCUCAUAAGCGCUGAGAAGAUCGCCGAAAUCAUCGAAGACCGAGGUUUUGGAGCGACCAUCGUGGAAAGCACAGAAGUGGCGCCCGAACCGAGGACAUCAUCAAGGCACAACCGGCAGGCCAUAUCUGCCGCGACCACGACCGUUGCGGUUGACGGCAUGACAUGCGGAGCAUGUACUGCAGCCGUUGAGGGCGGAUUUAAAAACCUCGAGGGAUUGUUGAAGUUUAACAUCAGCCUACUUGCCGAGAGGGCAGUAAUUGUCCACGAUCCAUCAAAGCUCACGGCGGACAAGAUCGUCGAGAUCAUUGAGGACAGGGGUUUCGACGCCAAGUUGCUCUCGACAACCCUCGACGCCGAUCAUUCCAGCACUUCAUCGAUUGCUCAAUUCAAGAUCUACGGGAACCUGGACGCCGACGCCGCAACCCGGCUGGAGGAGAAGCUGAAGGGAUUGCCCGGCAUCUCGGCUGCCACUGUCUCACUUUCCAAUUCGAGAUUGAAGGUCAGCCAUCAGCCGACCGUGACGGGCCUUCGGGCAAUUGUCGAAACUGUUGAGCAAGAGGGCUACAACGCUCUCGUUUCCGACAAUGACGACAACAACGCGCAGCUCGAGUCUCUCGCCAAGACCCGGGAGAUCACUGAGUGGCGCCACGCCUUCCAAAUCUCUCUGGCUUUCGCCGUGCCCGUCUUCCUUAUCAGCAUGAUCAUCCCAAUGUGUCUGCCGUUCAUGGAUAUGGGCAGGGUCAAACUUCUCGACGGCCUAUACCUCGGCGAUGUCGUCUGUCUGGUCCUUACGAUACCUGUUCAAUUCGGCAUUGGAAAGCGAUUCUAUAUUUCGGCCUGGAAGUCGGUCAAGCAUGGCUCCCCUACCAUGGAUGUCCUCAUCGUUCUCGGCACUUCGUGUGCCUUCUUCUUCAGCGUCAUGGCCAUGCUCGUCUCGGUCUUCAUCCCGCCUCACACCCGGCCGAGCACCAUCUUCGACACCAGCACUAUGCUCAUCACCUUUAUCAGUUUCGGCCGAUUUCUGGAGAACCGCGCCAAGGGACAGACUUCCAAGGCCCUCUCGCGAUUGAUGUCUCUGGCACCGUCCAUGGCCACCAUUUAUGCCGACCCCAUUGCCGCGGAAAAGGCCGCAGAUGGUUGGGCUUCAGGGGUCAACUCCGGAGAAGCGGCGACGGACGGAAGUGCCGCGGAAGAGAAAGUUAUCCCUACCGAGCUCCUCGAAGUUGGAGACGUGGUGAUCCUGCGUCCCGGAGACAAGAUUCCCGCAGACGGCGCCUUGGUCAGGGGUGAGACGUAUGUGGAUGAGAGCAUGGUUACCGGAGAGGCAAUGCCCGUGCAGAAGAAGAAGGGAAGCAACAUGAUUGGCGGUACCGUGAAUGGUCACGGUCGUGUCGACUUCCGGGUCACUCGGGCAGGUCGCGAUACCCAGCUCAGCCAGAUUGUCAAGCUGGUUCAGGAUGCACAGACAACCCGUGCCCCUAUCCAGCGGCUAGCCGACAUCCUCGCCGGCUAUUUCGUCCCAACCGUCCUGUCUCUGGGUCUCCUCACCUUCGCCGUCUGGAUGGUUCUAAGCCACGUCCUGACAAACCCGCCCAAAAUCUUCCUCGAAGAGGCCAGUGGUGGCAAGAUCAUGGUCUGUGUCAAGCUUUGCAUCUCGGUCAUCGUCUUCGCCUGCCCCUGUGCCCUUGGUCUGGCCACACCAACAGCUGUUAUGGUCGGUACUGGUGUGGGUGCCGAAAACGGCAUUCUUAUCAAGGGGGGAGCUGCUCUGGAGAGGACAACAAAGAUCACCCGAGUCGUCCUCGACAAGACGGGCACCAUUACGUACGGAAAGAUGAGCGUGGCCAACGCCAGCCUCGUCUCUGUCUGGCAAGAUAAUGAGUGGCGUCGACGCCUCUGGUGGGUGAUUGUCGGCCUUGCGGAGAUGGGAAGUGAACACCCUGUGGGCCGAGCAAUCCUCGCAUCAGCGAAGGCCGAGCUGGGCCUUGAUAUUGAUGGCAACCUUGACGGCAGUGUCGGAGAUUUCUCUGCAGUUGUUGGGAAGGGUAUUAGCGCUGUCGUCGAGCCUGCAACUGCCGCAGAGCGGGUCCGGUACAAGGUCCUCAUCGGUAGCGUGCGCUUCCUCCGCGAGGGCGACGUUGAGGUUCCCGACUCGGCAAUCGAGGCUUCUGAGCAGAUCAACUCGAAGAACUCCAACUCACGGAAGCCCUCUUCAACCCCGUCCUCUGCGGGCACGACCAAUGUCUUCGUCGCCAUUGAUGGUAAAUACGUCGGCCACCUCUGCCUGGCCGACAAGAUCAAGGAAGGGGCAUCAGCCGCCAUUGCGGUCCUCCACCGCAUGGGGGUCAGGACGGCGAUGGUGACUGGCGACCAGCGCAGCACGGCUGUGGCGGUCGCAGCCGCCGUCGGGCUCGAUCUCGAUGACGUGUUCGCCGGUGUCUCCCCCGACCAGAAGCAAGCCAUCAUCCGCAGGCUACAGGAGGAGGGCGAAGUUGUUGCCAUGGUUGGCGACGGCAUCAACGACUCCCCGGCCCUCGCCACUGCCGAUGUCGGCAUCGCCAUGAGCUCCGGCACUGAUGUCGCCAUGGAAGCCGCCGACAUUGUCCUCAUGCGCCCUGACGACCUCAUGAACAUCCCGGCGGCUCUUCAGCUGGCCCGCACCAUCUUCUCGCGCAUCAAGCUUAACCUCGGCUGGGCGUGCGCCUACAAUGCCACCGGCCUGCCCUUCGCCAUGGGCCUCUUCCUGCCCCUCGGCUGGCACCUGCACCCGAUGGCCGCCGGCGCCGCCAUGGCCGCCAGCUCGGUGAGCGUGGUGGUCAGCAGUCUGCUCCUGAAAUUCUGGAAGAGGCCUAGGUGGAUGGAUGAGGCCGUCCUCGACCAGGCGGGCGGCGUGCGGAGGCGCGGGCGCGGCUGGGGCCUGGACGGCAUCGUGGUCAGGGCGCAGGACCUCGCCGGCCGGCUUUCCGGCAGGCGCUUUGGCGCCCGGAAGGACGGCGAGGGCUACGUCCCGCUGGCUACUUUGGAGGGACCCGAGCGGGAUGUAUGAUUUGCGGCUGUGUAGAACAAGGUCUGUUAGUGAGACGCGGAGUUCGGCUGUUCUGAGUGGUCACCGGUUCGGUCCGGUAGUUGUAUGUUGCAUUUUCCUAGUUACCUACUUAGUCUCUCCCGUUGCGGCAUGGCGUGGGAGUUUUACGAGUUCGACAACUCUCAUUUUCCUUUGGAUACCUAAAAAAGAAGUUUCCCGAUUCAUUCAUUGUUCCACAUCGGCAGAAGUGAUACAAAUGCGAUAUUCCCUAAGGCAGCCUUGCAUGUUGAGCUAGACCUUGACCAAAUCCAGG
Phialemonium atrogriseum is the source of this 4316-nucleotide messenger RNA. Its product is annotated as E1-E2 ATPase-domain-containing protein. Gene Ontology annotation, biological process: copper ion homeostasis; monoatomic cation transport. The record is from RefSeq and is a predicted model, not a curated record. Lineage: Eukaryota; Fungi; Ascomycota; Sordariomycetes; Cephalothecales; Cephalothecaceae. Gene Ontology annotation, cellular component: membrane. Gene Ontology annotation, molecular function: copper ion binding; P-type divalent copper transporter activity; ATP binding. The transcript has 2 exons. The coding region runs from base 479 to 4024 and encodes 1181 amino acids.